This is a messenger RNA of Parathielavia appendiculata, 934 nucleotides long. RefSeq names its product flavoprotein. Gene Ontology annotation, molecular function: phosphopantothenoylcysteine decarboxylase activity; FMN binding. The record is from RefSeq and is a predicted model, not a curated record. The transcript is spliced from 10 exons. Bases 134 to 808 code for a protein of 224 amino acids. Lineage: Eukaryota; Fungi; Ascomycota; Sordariomycetes; Sordariales; Chaetomiaceae. Gene Ontology annotation, cellular component: phosphopantothenoylcysteine decarboxylase complex. Gene Ontology annotation, biological process: coenzyme A biosynthetic process.
ACACGUCUGAAAAGCCUUUGACAGCCUGAGUCCUCCCUGCCGGCACAUGACCAAAGCUGCUAAAAAGACUUCUGCCUAAGUAUUUGUUUCAUUCCGUAUUGAACGGGCACUUUCUCGGGCUUCCAUCACCACGAUGCUUCAGUCGGUGGGGAGCGAACAUGACAACCACUACAUAUCGAGUCAGUCCAGCUCGAUCGAGGCUCUCGUCGCAGCCCGCAAUGACGGCAAGAAGCACCUGCUCCUCGCAGCGUCGGGCUCCGUAGCCACCAUCAAGAUCCCCGUCAUUGUCCAGGCCCUAGCAAAGUACGCAGGCAUCCUCUCAAUUCGCAUUGUCCUCACCGAGUCAGCCACCCACUUCCUUGCCGGCCAGAGCGCCGAGCAGCCCACCGUUUCCUCCCUUGUGCACCUCCCCAACGUUGACGCCGUUUAUCGGGAUCACGAUGAGUGGGGUCCCCAGCCGUGGCGCCGGGGGGCGAGUAUCCUACAUAUCGAGUUGAGGAGAUGGGCCGACAUGCUUGUUGUGGCGCCAUUGAGUGCAAACACCCUAGCCAAAGUUGUCAACGGCAUGUCUGACAACCUCCUCACCUCGGUGAUCCGCGCCUGGGACACAGAUGCCAGUAUCGACAUGAAGAAGAAGAUCAUCCUCGUUGCCCCGGCCAUGAACUCGGCCAUGUGGAGAAACCCCAUCACAGCAAAACAGAUCGAAAUGCUCUCGGACGACUGGGGCGUCAAGGAAGAUGUCGGCAUCACCGGCGGGUCGCGCUCCAUUACCGGCUGGUUUCAGGUCCUCACGCCGAUUAGCAAGUAAGCCGACUCCGCGACGUCUUUACCACGAUAUUCUCCUGUCCCACCCACGACUUCUCUUUCAACAGUUCCAGAGUCUAAAUGACAGCUAAACCAAACAGGACCCUCGCAUGCGGUGACACAGGAGAUG